Xyrauchen texanus (razorback sucker) is the source of this 4443-nucleotide messenger RNA. RefSeq names its product nuclear factor 7, ovary-like. The transcript is spliced from 6 exons. Gene Ontology annotation, molecular function: protein binding; zinc ion binding. The coding region runs from base 1306 to 2667 and encodes 453 amino acids. NCBI's taxonomy places the organism in Eukaryota, Metazoa, Chordata, Actinopteri, Cypriniformes, Catostomidae. The record is from RefSeq and is a predicted model, not a curated record.
UGUCUUACAUGCGCUUCUUGAUGCACACACGCGCACACACACACGCAAGGUCUCUCGCUCUCUCCCUCUUUGCCGUGCGCGCUACACGGUUUGGAGCACAGUCUAACCGCUCUUGCUCGCUCGCUCUUGAUUCCGGGAGAUUUUAACUAAUUUGCGGGCAUCAGGGAGCCGCUAUCAAUACGCGGGAGACUCCCGGAACUUCCGGGACUCUUGGGACGUCUGCUUAGGGCUUAGGUAAAGUUGGUUUUAUAUUCGCACAUUCGCGGACUUCCGCGUUCAAUAACUCGUGAACUAAACGUUGUUGCUACACACAACACCUAUCACAUAUAACUACAGAUAAAACACCAGAAGCUACAACAUAAAUUUCCUCAAAACGAUCUUUCCUUCGCACUGGACAAAAUACAUUGAUCUCUAUGCGCAGGCUGCUAAGAAGGGACCAUCUGCAAAGUGCAAACCCGAAGAAAAGCUCGUUUUGAGGAGAUUAAAAUAGAAAAACAAUAUGAACUUUUUAGACAGUCCCUAUCUUGGUUACCACACACAUUGAAUAUUCAUCUCUAAAGUACAUGCUUAAAAAUAUACUUGCCCAUUUUGAUCGAUUGUAAAAAAUGUUGUAGUUCACAACCUUUGUUGUCAAUAUCAUGUAGCUGCUUCGAAUCUGAAAAAAAAAAAAAAAUAGCUUUAUUGACUAUUUAAUUGAAAAAGUUCUUUAACGCGAAUGUGCGAAUAUAAAACCAACUUUACCUAAGUCUGCUUAGGUAGGAUAAACAGCCUCUGGUCUUCAAAAUUGUGCGUUAUCAUUGAAUAUCAAAAUGGCCAUUAAAUUAUUUUAAAUUAAAUUAUUAAUUUAUUCUUUUUGCUUGUAUGUUUUAAUUGAUAAAGAACAUAGGCUAUGUGGCUGGAGUCUUUGUGUUCCCUCAUCUUUUUUUGAGUGUCCUGAUCCAAGAUUUUAGAGAGAGUUUCUCUGUUAUUUUCUCUUUUAUUCCUUGAGGCUGGCCAUCCUGUCUGACCUGCAUACAAACACGCCCACUGGUGUUCUGAAACUCAAACCUUUGAACAACACUUACCAGGAAGUGACGUCUCUCUUUAUUGUCGUAUUGACUCUUCUCUCAUGUUUGUCUAAUGUAGUACCCAUAAAGUCAUCAGUGAUGAAUGUAGAAAGAAGGGAAACUCUUUCAACAAGGCUUUUUGGGAAGUUAGUUUCAGAGUAGACAGCAGAUCUUUGGUGAUUCUGAUAGUUAUUCGUUCUUGAAAGCAACAAUCAGAAAGUGAAAGUAAAGUUCAGAUCGUCUUUUACAAACAGUAAAAAUGGCUUCUCUAUCUGUGGAAGAUCUCUCUUGUCCCGUGUGUUGUGAUAUCUACAAGGAUCCUGUUUUACUUUCGUGUAGUCACAGUUUGUGUAAAGAGUGUCUUCAACAGUUCUGGAAAACCAAGAGGACUCAGGAGUGUCCCAUCUGCAGGAUAUCUUCAAAAUAUGAACCUCCUUGUAAUCUGGCAUUGAGGAAUUUAUGUGACUUGUUUGUGAAGGAGAGAAAGGAUUUUUGCGUUUUACACAGAGAGAAACUCAAACUCUUCUGUCUGGAUGAUAAACAGCCGGUGUGUUUAGUGUGCAGAGAUUCAGAGAAACACACCAAUCAUAAAUUCAAACCCAUCUGUGAAGUUCUUCCUUCUUACAAGGAGAAACUCAAUACAACACUGAAGUCUUUACAAGAGAAACUCAAACACACUGAAAUCAUUAAAGAAAAGUUUGAUAAAGCAGUUGAACACAUCAAGACUCAAGUUGAGCACACAGAGCAUCAGAUUAAAGAGCAGUUUAAGAAGCUUCAUGAGUUUCUCCGAGAUGAAGAAGAAGCUACAAUCACUUCACUGAGAGAGGAAGAGGAGCAGAAGAGUCAGAUGAUGAAGAAGAAGCUUGAGGAGAUGAACACACACAUCUCAGCUCUUUCACACACAAUGAAACACAUGGAGGAAAUGAUGAAAUCCAAUGACGAUGUGUCAUUUCUAAAGAACUUUAAUGUGACAAUGGAAAGAGCCCAGAUCUCACAGCCGGAUUCACAGAUGACUUCUGGAGCUCUCAUUCAUGUGCCACAUUACUUGGACAACCUGACAUUCAGAGUCUGGAAGAAGAUGCAAGACAUUGUCCACAAGACUCCUGUGAUUCUGGAUCCAAACACUGCAAAUCCACGUCUGAUCCUGUCUGAUGAUCUGACCAGUGUGAGAUACAGCGAGAACAUUCAACCGUUUCCUGGGAAUCCAGAGAGAUUUGACGGUUAUCCGUGUGUUCUGGGUUCAGAGGGUUUUAAUUCAGGAACACACUGUUGGGAUGUGGAUGUUAAAGACAAUGAAGACUGGAUUAUUGGAGUAACUACAGCAUCAAACCAGAGGAAGGGAAGAGAUUUCUUCAACACUGAUGUCUGGAGUGUGUGGUAUGAAGAGGAUUAUUUUUUCUCACAACCCCUUGGAACAUCCUCCACUGUGUUUCAUGUCACACAGAAACUUGAGCGUUUGAGAGUUCAUCUGGAUUAUGACGGAGGAAACGUGUCAUUCUCUGAUCCUGUAACUAACACACAUCUACACACAUUCACACACACAUUUACACACACACUCUUGCCAUUCUUCUAUAAUAAUGAUAUAAUAUUCCCUCUGAGGAUUUUACCUGUUAAAUUGUAACAACAGAAAAUCACAGUAAUAUGUAAUUCUGCUUUUGGAUAUAAUCAAAUGGAUAUAGUAACUCAUGCUAUCUAAUGUUUUUAAUUUCUUUCAGAUAUUUCAUGUUAAAUAUUUAAACCAUAAUUCAACAUAGACUACACAACUCACAUUUCAACAAAUACGAUUGUGUGAUAGCAUCAAACAAGAUUUCUUAACCAGCCAUUUAAAAGUUCAUAGCAAUUAGUUUAAUUUGAUCAUAUAUUUGAUGUUUGCUCAACUUCAUCUUCACCAGUUAACUCUCAUAUGAACUCACUCUCUGAUAACUUUCUGCAGACGUUUAGUCUCCAUGUUUUCAGUCAUUACAUGAGCAAAACAAAAUUUUGUUAACAAGAAUGUGUCUAUUUUAAUUGUGCAUAUUAUGGGAUAUCAGCGAUGUGGAGUGGUGUUGGUGUAGUGGUCUAAAGCACAUAACUGGUAAUCAGAAGGUUGCUGGUUUGAUCCCCACAGUCACCACCAUUGUGUCCUUGAGUAAGGCACUUAACUCCAGGUUGCUCCGGGGGGAUUGUCCCUGUAAUAAUUUCACUGUAAGUCGCUUUGGAUAAAAGCGUCUGCCAAAUGCAUAAAUGUAAAUGUAAUGAUGUCACAGCAAAUAAAUAUAAUGAAUGAAUGAUACAGCACGCAGAAACAAACAAAUAUUAGUAGUUCUAUCGCAGAAAUGCCAGUUGUUCCGAAGCUUUUCUUUUGAUAUUUUCCUAUGAUCAUUCAGUUCUAAUGUUACAUUAAUUUAAAGUGCUGAACAGCAAACAUUCAAUGCUUGUCUAUUUCCCUUUACUGAAUGUUUUUAAUUUUUUCCUAAUGUACAAGUUUGUUUGUUUUUUGUUCCUGAUAUCUGAAUACUGUAUAUUGUGGAUAGUUCAGAUAACUCUACUGAUGUGUCUGUUAAAUUCACUUGAUAAAGUGAUAAGUGUAUAAUGACAUAAAGAUUAGAAUAUACACAAUAGGUUAUGAAAAACUGUUGACUUUCCUGGAGUAACGGAGACAACAAUCUUAGGACAACCGUGUCAAUCUGAUCCACAAAAGGUGAAUUUUUUACAAUUAAAUGCACCAAAAGCUCAUAAUUCAUUGAUUAAAAACAGGUUAACAGUGUUUGUGUUUGAAACAUACAUUUUCUGCUCUAAUCCUACAUAAAUGUACUUUGUGCCUUAAUAGAACAACUCUAAGCUGAUUGAUUUACAGAGAGCUGCAUAUAUAUAUAAAACCCUUGCUGAAGGAUAUCCUGUAUAUUACUGCUGCUGAUCCAGGUCCAACAGUUAUUUUAUUGCUUUAUUUAAACCUGGUUUUACUGAACAUAAAUGUUUAUUAGCUGUCAUAAAAAGCAGCAGUUUCUCAAUAUCACAAAUGUGAACUUUUGACCCCAUGCUGAUACUGUCAAUAGGAUAACAUGAACAAUAUAGAUGACUUGGUUUAUGACAAUCAUUUCCAAUUGUCCCUCCAAGAUUUUUCAAGGAACAACCAACAAACUCAGUACAGACCUUCAUACUGUUCAGACACAGGUUUCUAUGACUUGUCAAACUGAUCAUACUUGCGGUUUAUCUGCUGAUAAACACUAAUAAAACUAUUUUAAACUGUCAAUUCAGGAUUGUUCCAUGCCAACACCAAACUUCCCCUAUCCAAUUCAUGUCCUGCACUAAUGGUAUAACAUGCAUAGCUACAAUGAACCUCUCUGAAACGUUCUACGAAUGCUAGUUUAUGAUUAGUUCAUUAUUCAAAUAACUUUUAGAGAAUGUUAUGUUUAAG